AUGCCGCCGCUCAGCUUCCUCCGCGACUCGCCCGUGCCAGAUCCGAGUCCCGAGCGUCUUGCCGCGCUCUACGCAUUCACUCGUGCGCAGGCGACGUCAAACCCUGACGGCUAUGCAAGCAACGUAGCGUGGUGGGGCCAAGUCCUCGCCGCCGGACUGCAGGAAGGUACUCUAGGGGAUGCGGACGGAAGCGGUAGCGCCGCCUCUUCGCGCGCCGGCAGUGCUUUCAAGCCCGACCUGGCCAGUGCCUCAUCGAAGGGGCCAAGGGACACACUGGUCCUCACGGUCGACGACGGGCUGUUGUCAAGAGUCACGCAGGACGGGCGACGGCCAAAGGGCCUCGGCGGCGUUGUUGAAUCACUCGCUUCAGAGCGUUCGCUGAUGAGGCUUGCCGCGUACAAUGCCCUCACGUCUGGCGUUGAGCAGGGACCGGGACUCGCGCGCCGAGCACUGGGCGCAGGGCUGGGCUUGAUCGGCGGCCUCGUCUGGGGAAAGGGUGCGCCGGCGCCUGAAGAAACGUGCUGGAAGACGGCGCAGGGCAGAUGGGUCCACGUCGGCAACGUCAAGGUGAGUUCUCGCCCGACCUAUGAGGCGGCUGCGACGUCCUUCGCGGCACACCUCGCAGCCAACCCGCCGCUGCACCACAGUGACUGCCUCUUCUCCCGAGCGACCUUCCUCGAGACAUUUGCGACGACAGCACCAGAAGCUCCGUUGACGAAGCGAGACGUUGACGUGCUGCUUCUGUACCUACAGCGAGACGUAGGAUCGGUGCAGAUCGACGGUGACGUCGCUUCUCCUCUUGGCCUCGGCGAGGGUCCCAUCACGGAAGCGGACCGUGGCACGCUCAGCGUGAAGAGCACCCUCGCGGCUGUCGAGGCACAGAUCGAGGACAUUGAAAGCCAGAGCGCGAAAACAAUGGACAAGGUUCGCAGCUCGCUGAAGGCGGGGCAGAAGGCCGGCGCCGCAGCGUACCUGAAGAGCAAGAAGGGUCUUGACGACGUGCUCUCCAAGCGCAUCGCGACGGGGGAGCAGCUCCGCUCAGUCCUGCGAUCAAUUGACGACGCGAAGAGCAAUGCUGAGAUCAUGUCCGCGUAUGAACUUUCGACAUCGUCUCUUGCCUCGGCGCUUGCUGAUCCUCGCCUGUCCCCGGACCGUAUCGCGAACACGACGGACGCGCUUGCCGACGUCCUCGCCGACAGCAAGGAGAUCUCGGACGCGAUCGAGAUCGGAGGCGCGCAGGCUCGCCAAGCCGCGGGUGCGCCCGAGUUCGACGAGGACGAGCUCGCCGCCGAACUCGAUGUGCUCGUGCUUGAGGAGAAGACGGCUCAGAAGGAGCGCGCGGAGCGGGAGGCCCGCGAAGCUGUCGCGCGGAAGGAGGCCGAGGGGAAGGCUGCCGCGGCACGCAAGGUUGCGGAGGAGAAGCAGAAAGUCGAGGAGAAGGAGAAGAAGGAGCGCGAAGAGCGAGAGCGCGCUGCACGAGUGGCCGCCGCACAGCAGGCAAUCAAGUCUAGUGAGAAAGUCGCAGAGAAGACGGAGGGAAGCAAGAUGACGGAGGAGAAGGAGCGCGCCGAGCGCGAGCGUCUCGAGAAGGAGAGCCAGCGCCUGCCUGCCGAGUAG
This is a messenger RNA of Trichosporon asahii var. asahii CBS 2479, 1617 nucleotides long. RefSeq lists its product as uncharacterized. Bases 1 to 1617 code for a protein of 538 amino acids. NCBI's taxonomy places the organism in Eukaryota, Fungi, Basidiomycota, Tremellomycetes, Trichosporonales, Trichosporonaceae. Gene Ontology annotation, biological process: late endosome to vacuole transport via multivesicular body sorting pathway; vesicle budding from membrane. Gene Ontology annotation, cellular component: multivesicular body; ESCRT III complex. The record is from RefSeq and is a predicted model, not a curated record. The transcript is spliced from 4 exons.